Molecule: messenger RNA, 3199 nt
Organism: Neoarius graeffei (lesser salmon catfish)
Lineage: Eukaryota; Metazoa; Chordata; Actinopteri; Siluriformes; Ariidae
Gene: vgll2b
Product: vestigial-like family member 2b
Exons: 5
Coding region: 1-1200 (399 amino acids)
Biological process (GO): regulation of transcription by RNA polymerase II
Cellular component (GO): nucleus
Source: RefSeq, a predicted model, not a curated record
AUGCCUAGAACACACCAGAGUUAUCACCCAGCUGAUCAGGCGCACGAACCUGUAUUUGAAUCCCCAGCUCUUUUUCGAUUUCGAGCCCACCCCUAUGUGGCUGUGAUUGGCCAGAAGCAAAUGAUCGACGUUCCUCAAGAAGGAAGACUGGUUCCGAAUCUGCGUCUCCAAGCCGAACUGUAUCGCCAAAGCGCGGCACAGAGAGACCCGAACCCGGCGCUGGACCUGGUUACCCGGCUUCCUGUGCUGGUUCUGCUUUCCUCUUUAACCGGAGCUUUAAGCGCGAGGACUGGAGAGCAGUGCGCGCUUUCGCUCUGGACGCAGCGGGAGCAGCGCGCGGCGGCGUUUAUCAUGAGUUGCCCGGACGUGAUGCGCCCGCUUUACAGCCAUUACGCACCUCACGCGCCUGGAGACGCCGCGUUCGCCGGCAAUUUUCCGACUCCCACUCGUGUCAGCAGUCCAUCGUCUCGAAACAGGAACCUAAUGGACGCCUCUGGAUCAGAGGAGGUCCCAGCUUUAGGAGGGAACCCAGUGCCAGGGAGCCUGUCCUCAUCUGCGUACUCCUCGGGCGGACAGAAGGAGAAGCAGGUCGGAGAAGCUGAGUACCUGAGUUCUCGAUGUGUUCUUUUUACCUAUUACCAAGGGGACAUCAGUAGUGUGGUGGAUGAGCACUUCUCCAGAGCUCUCAGCUCCUGCACAGGGAUGGAAGGCAAGAGGAGAGCCAGUCAGGUCAAUGCAGAACCAACAUCUCCAAACAGUCGGAGAAAUUUCCCUCCAUCCUUCUGGGACAGUCAUUAUCCGUCACCACCCAGUCGACCUCAUUGUGACCCAACAGGGACCCCAGCCUACUCCGUGGACCCCUACACCCAAGCUCUACAUGCAGGUUUACCUCAUGCCCAUCCUCAUGCUCACCCCUCUGACUCCUGGGGCUACACCCAAAGUCAGGUGUAUGGUCCCCCACGGUCCCUUCAUGAACUCUACUCUGCACCGGGGCUGGAGGCGCACUAUAGUCCCCUGCUCAUGCCUGCUGUCAGGCCACCCCACCUGCCCCCUACCCUGCCAGGCCAUUACGAUGUAGCGAAACUGGAACCUACACCCACAUGGCCUGGACUGCUUCCACCAGGAGACAUGGCACUCGCCCUAAACAUGGACCCAGGGCUGCAGCCACAUAAGAAAGGAAAGGAGCUCUACUGGUUUUAACGACCAUCUUGAUCAUCAACUCGUCCAAUUAAUGCUCUGGAGAGCUGGAGACCGACCCAUUGUAACCAAGCUCCUCUCUAUCAGACCCCUUCGGCCUUGCCAGAUUUAUCUGUGCACCAUGGAGAUAAAAAGAGGAUGGAGAGAGAGAACAGUAGAAAAAUGAGCGGGGUCCAGCUCUGUGCAUUUGUCUUUCCCUCUAAUCCUUCCAUUCUCUCUCUCUCUCUCUCUCUCUCUCUCUCUCUCUCUCUCUCUCUCUCUCUCUCUCUUUCAAAUCUCUCCUGUUUUUUUUUUUUGUGUGUGUGGUAUAACAAAAAGCCCAUCCUGCUGCCAGGACAGUCACUUGAGAGACUUGGGUAAAUAAUGGAGAUCCAGGAUGGAAAGAAAGAAAUGACAAACAAUGGCAAAGAAUUAACAAGCAUGAAACAAAUAAAGGUAAUGGCAAGUUAUUCAUGAUAUGUCCUACAGCUCUGUGAUGGUAUUUUCAUAUUUAUCAAAAUUUGUAUUAUGUGGGAUAUGGAGAAAAUACAAGAUGCCCAAAGGAUGUUUAUGGUUGUUUUUUUUUUUUUUCUUAUUCAAUAACUGUACUAUUUUGUGUUAAAUAUUAAAGUGUACUGACUGAAUUUGAUUACAUUUGAAGGCCAGUGAUUUGUGGAAGUGUACUAUUCAGAAACCUUCUACACUAAAGUAGCUUCAGUUGGGAAAUUAUGUAUAUUAAUAUUUGUAUGUAUUCAUGUAUGUUUAUAGGUGGCAUUUUUCCAUGUAUAUUACCAACAAAAAACAUGUUCAUGAAUUCACAUAUUUAAUUCUAUUUGUUUUCAUGUGAUAGCAAGUUAUUGUUUUUAAUUUGUCACAAAAAAACACUAUCAUUUUUUCUCAGUCUUGGAAUAAUGAAAUUUUGUUUUUACCAGAUAACAUGAUUAAAUGAAUGGAAAAAAAAAUAUGAGCAGAGGAAUAUUUAACAGUUAUUCCACGAAAUCGAGUCGUACAUGACCUGAUGGGUGACGAGGCACGUAGCACUGAGUUGUCUAUAAUCCAUAUAUGAUGGGAUUGAGUGGAAUAACUGUUUUAUUCUAUCCACAUUCACUGGAUUUUGAGAAACAGAGCAUUUUUAUUUUUUGCAAAUUCGAUAAAUAAAAACUUUAUACAAAAUGUCCGACAAAAUCAUUUCCACUUAGAAUGUAAACAAACCGGCAAAAUGACAGGAGCAAUUUGUGAAAAAUACGAUAAUAAUAAUUCUUGAAAAAUAAAAAAGAUAUGUUCUUUCCAUCAAAUACUUUUAUUCCAUUUUUUUGGGGGGGGGUUUGUUUUCGAGUAGAGUUUUUAUUUCGUCCUCGGUUGGUUCAACAACACGCUCCGCCAUUUUCUUUUUUUCCUUUUGGGUUUUCUGGCGGUUGGCAAGCCAACUUAAAGUUGCAUUACUGCCACUGACUGGGCUGGAGUGUAGAACAGGCGAUACUGAAGAAAAAAACCCUAUAUUAUUUAGCUAUUUCGGUUUCUUUUAAAUUCUUUACAACAAAUUGAUAUGUCUGACUUGAUGUGCUCCGCCAUUUUGUUUUUCCUUUACUCAUGGUAUAUGAGCUGAUAGCCUAGUAGUAGAGUAGCCAAUCAGAGCACAUGAUUGCUCAUAUCCAGUGAAUGUGGAUAGAAUAAUGAUAGUUAAUCAUACUUAAUACUGUAUCUCACUUCACAUACAGAUCACAAGCCAAUUUCUAUAUUUGUAAUGCCUUUUUAUAUUAUUUUUAUUCUCAGUUUAUCCUGAAUGCAACAUAGACCUGUUUCAAGCAACAACUUUGUUUAAGGCUGACAUGCUUCUUAUCAUAUUUCAAGCCAUUAAGUUAAUUAUAUUAUUAGAUUAGAGGGGGAAAUUAAGGGUUAUUAAUCACUAUUUUAUUGUCCUGUGAUCUCAGGAAAGAAUGUGUUAUAUGAGAAGAUAAAUUAACACCACAAGAAAACAAAUAAAAUUAACUUGUUGUGAAAAAAUAUGUGAAUCCAUAAAAGU